Molecule: messenger RNA, 3525 nt
Organism: Ruditapes philippinarum (Manila clam)
Lineage: Eukaryota; Metazoa; Mollusca; Bivalvia; Venerida; Veneridae
Exons: 13
Coding region: 258-2462 (734 amino acids)
Source: RefSeq, a predicted model, not a curated record
CCUAAAAUCGUUAGACUUUUCUUUGCAACUAUUAAAUUUUGGCUAUUUGUAUGUAAAUAAAGAAAAUAUUGAUAACUUAAAGAAGAACAUGUGUUGAAAAACGCCUAAUUUUGACAUAAAAGGUCAUUUUUUUAAACGGUCUAUAAUAAAUCGCUUCCACCCAUAAAUACUACAACAACAACUCCGUCAGAUUUAACGAAUGAUACGGAAACAUACGAGCAUGCGCGCAGCGAGUCCGUUUCAAAAUCAGAAACAAGAUGGCGACGCCAAUGAAAGUACCACGAUUAUCGGCCGGACGACCAAAGGUUUCAAGUUCAACAAAAAAACGACGAAAGAAAGCAACUCAAAUCUCAAUUAAUCGUUCAAGAAUUGUUAUAGGAGAACAGAUAGACCGUUGGAAUGCCUUAAAAACAGACAUAGAUGCUAAAACGAACGCAGAGGUAGCGAAAGUAUUGUUGGACAAGUAUUAUGGACCAGGACCAGUGGCAGGAGGUAGCAUUGAACAACAACCAGGGCCAUCAAAGGUUGAAACUGCAUAUAGAAAGAAAAUGGCUCUACCUAGCUAUACAUCAACACCAGCAGCAUCACAUAGACUUCAGCUGCUGAAAGAACAGCAAUAUGAAUCAUCAGCUGAAUCUUCAAUAUCUGGUGUUGAGCCCUUGGCAUCAAGUAGUCAUGCAAGUGCAUCUGACAGUCCAAGACAUUAUUCUCCAGAGAAGAAGGUACCACCUGGAUAUAGCACAAGUUUCAUGGAUCCCUUUGAACUUAGCAUAGAUGUUUAUGAGGAGUCCAACAGUGAGCCAGAAAUAGACGAAGAUGAAGAUUAUGAACCUAGCUUUGACAUAUUCAUUGGACCAGUAAAUGAAAAUAUUUCUGAAGCUUCCUUUGCUGAAGAAUUUUUUUCUGAGGAGAAGGAAGAUGAUGUUGAAGAGGAACCAGAUGUUGAAGGUGUGAAAAGAAUGCAGACAUCAGAUGAAGCGGCAAAGUUGUCAGACGAACAGAUGUUUCUGUGCAGUGGAGAGGCUUUACUGACAUUGUCCCGUAUGUCUGUGAAGGAUACAUGUAAUUCUUGUAGCAAGCCAGUGGACUUUCAGAAAAAAAUCAGAGGCUCAGCUGUUUAUUUCAAAUGGGUUUGUGAAGAUGGACAUGUCAGUUUUAGUUGGUGUUCCCAGCCAUUGUUAAGAGGAGGGGUUCACAGUGGAGACUUGAUGGUAUCUUCUGCAGUGCUUUUUUCUGGCAAUAAUUUUCAGAAAAUUUCACUGUUUGCCAAGUUCCUGAAUCUUGCAAUGGUCAGUUCAAGCUCCUAUUCAAGGUUCCAGACAACCUACUUGGUUCCAGCUGUUGAGACAUUUUGGUCUAGUCAUGUAGAAAAUAUUCUUGAGACAAAGAGAGGAGAGGAAAUUGUGAUUUUAGGUGAUGGAAGAAUGGACUCGCCUGGACACUGUGCACAGUAUUGCACAUACACAGUCAUGGAUAAUAACACAAAACAAAUAUUGUCAGUUGUGACUGUGGACAAGAGGGAGACAGGCAAGUCAAGUGUUCGGAUGGAAAAGGAGGCAUUUGUCAGAACACUUCAUCACCUGGAUACAGAAAAUGUGAAAGUGGGUGAAGUUGUUACAGAUGCCCAUACAUCAAUAGCGGCUUACCUGAGAAAUGAAUAUCCCCAAAUUCAACAUUCAUUUGAUAUAUGGCAUGUGGCCAAGAAUCUCGCAAAAAAGAUAAUGAAGGCUGGACAGCAGAAACAAUGUGGUGGUCUAAAGGGCUGGUGUAGACACAUUGUCAACCACUUUUACCAUACUUGUGAUAGUGCCAGAGACGUUGAAGAGUUCACAGGAAUAUGGUUUGGAUUGUUGCACCACAUAGUCAACGAACAUGAAUGGAACUUUGGUUGUGGGAGUAACAUUACAAAGUGUGUACAUGGUCCAUUGACUGAACCAAGAGAGGUAGAAUGGCUAAGUAAAGGCAGUCCAGCACACAAUGCUCUACGUCAGAUUGUAGCCGACAAGAGAUUUCUUAAGCAGAUACCUUACUUUCUGAAUGCUCGAAGUACUGCUGAAUUGGAAGGUUUCAACAAUCUUAUACUGAUGUAUGCAGGAAAAAGAUUUUCAUACAUUCCACCUGUAUACAGAGCAAGAAAUCUUAUAGCUGCCAUUGACCAUAACAGCCACCUUGAAAGACCUUCAGUUAUUAAUAAAGAUGGAACUGAGAGAGUACAUAAAAUUUUCAACAAGAAAAGUUCAAGAUGGCUGAUAAGACCAGUAAAGGAACAGAAAAAAUAUGACUAUAGAAAGGGAUUGAUGGAGUUGGUUUUGAGGAUGAGGAUGGAAGAGAAAGGGUCAAUGUUUAAACCUGUGGUAUUAAAAGCUGAUGACCCAAGACGAAUUUCAUCAACAAUCUCACAAGUUGCUCCUCCUCCAACAGAUCAAUUAAAAAAAGAGCAGGUGUCACGAUUCACGAAAUAAUAAAAGGACCAAAUAUAUACUAGUAUUUAUUAUGUAAUAAAACUAGAGAAGUUGAAACAACAUUUAUAAAUAGGAUUAGCUUUGAAACGACAGAUAAACAUACACCAGACAGUGGCUCUUAUAGUUUCUCAUCACUGCUAUGAUAUAUUUCUAAUACUGACAGAAUAGUUUAGAAAUGGAGACUUGCUCCAGUAUGUAUUUUGGGAGAAUUUUCAGAAUUUCCAGAUAUUUUAUUGUAUCAAAAUUAUAGCUGUUGGUAUAAAAUUUUUUCUGUUCAUCAAUAUAUUUAUACAUGUAUUAUUUUGUUUUUAUCAAUGACAGCUCUAAUUUCAUUGAAUAAACUGGUCAAAUUUGUGGAAAUACCUUGUUAACACUCUUGGUGCAACUGUUUCAGUGCAAAAUUCCUUAGAAAUGGUUAGAACACUUCAGGCUCCAAUUCAAAUAUGGGUCAUCUAGGGUGAAAAUCGAGGUCACACAACCCAACAAUAACUGUACUGUAAUGCUCACUGAGGAUAUCAUUUUGGUCCAAACAUCCAGGAAAUUUGCCAGAAAGGUUGUUUUGAUGAUUUCUAGGGCAAGGUCUAAUUCAGGUUAUCUGGGAUCAUAAACUAAAAACUAGGUCAGACAGACCCAAAUAAUGGAGAAACUUGCUAAUGCUGUAAAGGAUACUGCAUAGUUCCAAAUAUCCUGGAAAUUAGUCAGGGAGGUUGUUAAGAUGGAUUCUAUGUCAUGCUUGAAUAUGGGUUAUUUUGGGUCAUAAACUAGGUCACACACCAAUUUAUAAAAAAGAAUAUUGUUUUUUUUUGCAUUCUAGAGGUAAUAUUUUCAUCAGAGAAUUUCCUGAGCAGUUGUUUUGAUGAUUUCUAGCACAACCUUGAACAUAUGUCAUCCAUGGUCAAAAUCUAGUUCAUACAGACAAAAAAAUAUUCUAUGACUUGAUAAAUAAUGCUCAUAAUUAGAGUGAACCACAUUACCUCUUAUGCUUGAAAGUAAUUGAAAUGUUAAUUAAUUUGUUGUCAAGGUAACAAAAUAUUCUACCAUAGCAUGCCAUAAAUAUUGUAUG